Messenger RNA from Parastagonospora nodorum SN15, 1299 nucleotides. RefSeq lists its product as hypothetical. The coding region runs from base 51 to 950 and encodes 299 amino acids. The record is from RefSeq and is a predicted model, not a curated record. The transcript is spliced from 3 exons. NCBI's taxonomy places the organism in Eukaryota, Fungi, Ascomycota, Dothideomycetes, Pleosporales, Phaeosphaeriaceae.
GCAUUAAUCUCUCGUUUCCCCAAACAAAAGAUCACGACUCCGCAGCUACAAUGGAUUACUCCGACCCCAACGCAUUCACCCUACCCUACCAGUUGACCAAGCAAAUCCGCCGUGAUGUCUAUCCACUGCUGGAGCCAACGCAGCCAGAGCUUUCAGCAAAAGGAAAGACAGUACUCAUCACAGGCGUUUCCGGAGGCAUAGGCAAGGCCAUCGCCGAAUCAUGGGCCACCGCGGGAGCUUCUGGAAUCGUGAUUACUGGACGGAAAGCCGAUGUGCUUGAGAGCGUCGCCAAGUCACUCAAGAGUCUUGCCCCAUCCGACACCAAAGUCCUCGCCAAGGCAGCCGACAUCACUGACGAAGCAUCGGUCGCGGCGCUCUUCGCCGCUGCCAAAGAGGCGGUCGGCAAGAUCGAUGUGCUGAUCAACAACGCAGGCAGUCUAGGAGGGGGCAUGGUGGGUAGCACCGAACCUAAGGACUUCUUCGCGGACUUCCAGGUAAACGUUCUGGGCACGUACAUAGUGACGCACCAAUUCCUCGCCCAGGCAGACGGAUCUGGUACUGUCAUCAGCUUCACAACAGGCGCCAUCGCCAAUGUUUUCCCAGGUAUGGGAGCCUACACGGCGUCCAAGACGGCCCUUACCCGCAUCAUGGAAAAUCUGCACGCCGAGCAGCCAAACAUUCGUGUUUUCCAGCUCAUUCCGGGAAUUGUUCUAACGGGAAUGACGGUCGAUGCGUUGAAGCCGUUUGCGAAGGACACUCCCGAGCUCAGUGCCAGCUGGACACUCUUCCUGUCUACCCCUCGCGCCGAAUGGUUGCGUGGCGGCAUAGUCAGCGUCAACUGGGAUGUCGAGGAGAUGGAGGCCCACAAGGAUGAAAUUGUUCGUGACAACUUGCUCAGCCGCGCUUUCUUGAACGCCAAGCUCGGAAAGGAUGGCCAUCCCUGGUCUUGAAGGGGCAGAUGAGUGUAACGAGAUGUAUACUAUUUGACUGAUACGGUCUUACUCGAAGUUAUGAGACCAGGCAAAAUCUUAAGGCGCUCUUGGUUGCCUAUGAGUGGCCCGGGAGGACGAGACUCAGGAUAUUGAUGACUCCGAUGUAGCUAUAAACCAUCAUGGUACUUCCCUUAACUUUACAUCUUAUCCUGCUGUACGUUUUAAUGUCUCUCGUCCUGUGUUCUGUCUACAGUCACCUGUAAACGGUAUGUCAAUGAUCAUGACGAGAUGCGUCUUCGCCUGGUUAGUCUAGCAGAUUGCGCGUCAGCAGAUGGAGCAGCGAGAAUGCCAAGUUAUUCCCACCCGC